UCAACAAAAAAGUUGAUUCGAGGGAGGCCAUCGAACGAACAGCAAAGCAGCUAAACAAAAAAAAUCGCAUAGAAGAAAUAGGUGCAAGCGAAGACACUACACACACGAAUACUGAAAAAGGAAAAAGCAAUAUGGAAAGUCCAUGUGAAUCGGAGAGCUCAUUGGAUGGUGGUACUAUGUUGCCACCCAGUCCCGUCUCUAGGGAACAAUUACAAAAGCGUAUUGAAUCUUUAACUCAACAGAAUAAGGUUUUAAAAGCCGAACUGGAUACAAUGAAAAUAAAAUGUAAGGUUGUACAGGAAGAAAAUCGUACUCUAAAACAAGCAUCCGUGAUAAUUCAAGCCAAGGCUGAACAGGAGGAGGAAUAUAUUUCAAAUACAUUGUUAAAGAAAAUCCAAGCCUUGAAAAAGGAAAAGGAGACCUUAGCUCAUCAUUAUGAACGGGAAGAAGAAUGUUUGACAAAUGAUUUAUCCAGAAAAUUAGAUCAGUUGCGCCAAGAAAAAUGCAAACUGGAACAAACCCUGGAACAGGAACAAGAAUGUCUGGUCAAUAAGUUAAUGAGAAAAAUUGAAAAACUACAAGCUGAAACAGAUAAUAAGCAGACCAAUUUGGAACAGUUGCGACGAGAAAUGGUCGAAUUGGAAAAUACAUUGGAACAAGAACAGGAAGCCUUGGUCAAUAAGCUAUGGAAACGUAUGGAUAAAUUGGAAACGGAAAAACGCUUGCUGCAAAUUAAAUUGGAUCAACCGGUUUCGGAUCCAACAACACCACGUGAUAUUACGAAUGCUAAUGGAGAUACUGCAUCCAAUCUUAGCUCCCACAUACAAACCUUACGGUCGGAAGUAAUACGUCUACGUUCCAAUUUGGCAGCUGCCGAAGAGGAGACAGCUAAGAAACUGCAACAGUUUGCCCAAGAAGAGAAAUCGAUUCGAGAAGAGAAUGCGCGCUUGCAGCGUAAACUGAAGCAGGAGGUGGAAAGGCGUGAAGCCUUGUGUCGUCACCUUUCGGAAUCGGAAUCAUCGUUGGAAAUGGAUGAGGAACGUUUUUAUAAUGAGAAUAUCUUGGCAACUGGGGCACCACUAACAAGUGCCGCCUUAAAUGCUCAUCGUCAGCGUACUAUCAGUAGUCCAGUGUCACAUAGCCCAUCAAGUAGUCGUCCAUUGAGUCCAGGAAAUUCACAGCACAAUCGUUGUUAUGCAUGUGGUCAAGUUGUGAAUCGUCGUGCUAGUGAACGUUUUAUAAAACCAGCACUGCCAACUCCAAUGCUAGGUCUCAAUACCUCAGCACCAAAUGUGUUGUCGGGGUCGACUGGCGUUGGUGGUCCAUCUGUUGUUGGUGGUCUAUUCUCAUCAUGUUCCUCAAAUGCUGCUGCAGGCCCCCCACCAUCAGGGUUUCUUAACAGCAAUGAACGUUUGUCCUUUACCUCGGCAUCCCUGUUAAGUAACAAUACCAACAACACAUCAAGUGGAUCUUCCAACAGCACUCAAGCAUUCAACAUCAAUACGUCCAAUUCAAGUGUGAAUAGCAACAGCAAUUCGGCAUUCACACCCACAAAUCCAAGUGGUGGCACUUUUGCUCAACCAGCCAGUCCCAUGGACACUUCAACAUGCAAAGACUAA
This is a messenger RNA of Musca vetustissima, 1619 nucleotides long. Its product is annotated as coiled-coil domain-containing protein 6. The transcript is spliced from 6 exons. The record is from RefSeq and is a predicted model, not a curated record. NCBI's taxonomy places the organism in Eukaryota, Metazoa, Arthropoda, Insecta, Diptera, Muscidae. The coding region runs from base 132 to 1619 and encodes 495 amino acids.